GCCACCAGGAACGCUUCUCUCUGCUCCCUUUGUGUCUGAACCUGACCGAGGCACAGAGGAUACCAAUAGGGCAGCUGGGAGGAAGCUUUUUCUAGCAGAUGUCACAUGAAAGCCACUUACAAGUUACUGGUUCUUGGGUAACCUGGAACGGAAUCUGUAUUCCCAUUGUUCUCAAAGAGUCACAGAACGACUCCAGGGAUUAGGAUGGGGAAGAUAGCUUGGUGAUCUAUCGGCUGUAGCCAACAUGUGGGCAUCAGAGACAUAGCACCAGUGGCUUCCAGGGCCAUUUCAGAGGCAUGUUUUCUCUGAGAAAACAAAAGCUUGUCUGCCCUUCUCAUUUUUCCAAGCCAGAACUUGCUCCAAACAGAAAGAGAAAUGUACAUGUGUUUUGGGGGCAGUGGAGUUGCCAUCAACAUCCAUCCAUCCACCCGUCCAUCCAUCCAUCCAUCCCUCUUCUCAGUGUUGCAUCUGUCUUCAGGCACACUUGCUAGCAGAAGCCACUUGCUUCCCUCUCUUCCAAAGACAAAUCUCCCACUUACAUGUACAGUAAGAGCCCAUAUCCUCCAACGUGAUGAAGGUUGCAUCCUUGUGAGCAAGGUGUCCUAUAGAGACAACGGAGCAAACAGAAGUCACCACCGGGGAAUCCAGUCUAUCAGAUUAGACUAUCUAUCUAUCUAACUAGUGCAGGAGGGGGGGAGCAGGAUGGAGUGGCUGGGGUGUGCCAUGGCAUCUCUAGAGACCUGAGCAGAAGGAACUCCUCCAAGACUGAAUGAAGGCCUUAUGGGCAUUAUGUUGACCACCUUCAUGGUCUGGCUACCGUUAAUUAACUGAACAAUGCUUACUGGGCAAUCCAGGUCAACCAGGAAUGGAGGUGGUCAAUACUCCAUAUGAGGUUACAGGCCAGUGUUCUGCUUGUGAAGUAUGUACCAAGAAGUGGGGAAAGCAAAGGCGGUUUCAAAUUUUGCCCAGAGAAAGAAUUGUGACUAUUUGCAGUGGGCAGGUGAAAGACUUGGGAGUGGCUCUUACCUCUGGAGAAUUCAGCUGGUGCUGUGUUUAAGAGCAGUUUUGCCUAUCAAGGUUUGCCUUGCUUCCCCACUGCUUAGGGUCCAAAUGUAUUACUUGAAACACAUAGUUUGGCCUUUGAGUACUUGCAUUUAAGGAGUGGGGCCAAUCUGGAUUGGGCCCUCACUGGGAGCCAAGCAAGGAUUAAGCCUUCCCUCCCUCUGUGUCAUGGUACUGAUCUGGAUGCGUGCAAGGGCCUAAUGACAUAUUUAAAGUAACAUGCAGUUAAAUUGAUAUGAUACACAUACUCCAAAUCUCCUGUACUUGCUUUCCUUUGUGCCUAUUUAGAGACAUCCUGCCGUUGAGGAGAGUACAGAACAGAACAACAAAGCAUUGUUUCUACAGAGCCCAGUGACCCCUCCUUCCUGGCUCUGAGUUGUAGCAUCUUCGGCAAGGGUGACUUCCAUUCAAAUCCUGAACUGCCUCACUUCUGGAUCAUGCUAGACCACAGAUAGGGGUUGGCAGGGCAGGCUGAGGUCCAUCACUAAAGAGGAAGGAUACUGCCUCACUUACCGACAAAGAGUGCUGCCACCCUUGAGACUGCUGGCAGAUUGUUGGAGGAAGGAAGCAUGCAGCUGAAGGCAGCACCACGCACCAGAUCCUUCUUGUACUUUUUUGUCUAACAGAAACAAAAAGAGAGAGGCAGUUCUGUGCAUGCAAGACAACACUCUGUUGGAGAUAAGAGUUCCAGUGCAUCGACCUUUUGCACAGACUAUCCCGAUGACCACUAGGGGCAUUGGGAGUAGAAAUAGGGGGGUGCACAGAGCAAUAUCGCUUGACUUCCAGCCCUUGCUCAGCCCUCUUAGUGACAGAAGAGAAGGGGAAGGAUGCAGCAAACAGCAGAAGAGCUCAGGCAGAGAAGUGGUCUCUCCCAUUGGACAGCCACGUAAGAACUCUAAGAGGCGGGUCUCACGAUCCGUACCACCCGCUUUGGCCAUACAGCGCGCAGGGCAUACAGGAGAGAACCCUGGAGCCGGGAGGCGACUUUUCGCCUCCCCUCUGGGGGUCUACUCAUGAAUAGCUUCACCACGGAGCCAUGCCGCGGCUACUCACGAUUUUGAAAACACGGGUUUGUGGAGCGCUCGCUCCGCAAACCUGGUUUAAGGGGAAGAGAACUUAGGCGGGUUAACCCCUAGUUCCCCUAGAUCGAUUUCGGCUGGUCGCCAGAAUAGCCUCUAAUUGUUCUUAUUUGCCAGUGACCGCCCAUGUUUUCUGAGUUAUGUUCCUUGUAAAUCACUGCUCCUGCUCUUGUCCCCUUUUUUGCCUCUGGGAUGCCUUAUUUGUUAUUUCUCAUGUGUAUUGCCAGUUCUGUUGUUCUUCAGGAUUUCGUUCCCUCCCUAGGAACUUAGGAAGCUGCCAUAUAUUGAGCCAGAUCAUUGGUUCAUCUAGCUCAGUCUUGUCUACACAGACUGGCAGCAGCUUCUCCAAGGUUGCAGGCAAGAAUCUCUCUCAGCCCUAUCUUGGAGAUGCCAGGGAGGGAACUUGGAACCUUCUGCAUGUAAGCAUGCAGAUACUCUUCGCAGAGCGGCCCCAUCCAUGAAGAGGAAUAUUUUACAGUACUCACAUGUAGUCUCCCAUUCAUACGCAACCAGGGCAAAUGCUGCUUAGCAAAGGGCACUCUGUGGUGCACAGCAUCUAGCAGGUGGAAUAUGCUCUUCAGGGCUUAGGCAGUAAUCCUUGUGAUGAGAACUGGGUGUUGCCAAUGGACCCCUAUUUUCAUUUGCAAAAUGGUGGAAGGUAUGUGCAUUCAGUAGUGGCAGGUCCCAAGUAAGAUUAGAAGGACAGCUAAGUAUGAGGAAGAAAACCACACUGAAUUCCCUGGCUGUAAGCUGAGGAGUUCCUCAUAUAAGGGCAAAUUGUGGCCCAGUAAGCAUAUGGUUUACAUUCCUUAACCGGGCUGCACGUGUCUCUCAACUUCAGAGCUUCUCUCCUUGGUUUUUAAUUUGUUUUUAACCAUUUUUAUCGGCUGGCAUGCUUUUUUAUUAUGUGUUUAUGUUUGCUAGCAACUGCAUUUAAAGAUACCGUGGCCUUGGGUUUACUGAACUGCCUAGGAAGAUAAGACGCUGAAGGCUGACGCUGAAGGUUGAAAGCUGCACGCGAUGGGAGCAAAGCACAGAAAGAAAAUCUCCAAAGAUAAAAAAGGUGGGAAAAUGCCCCGUCCCGCAUUAAACAACUUCUUGACUAAAACCGGAGGAGGAAAGAACACUCCCACAGAAAGGAAGGAACCACUUUUCACUCAGCUUCCUCAAUCUGUUCCACUAAAUGAUAAUCAGAAGGGAAACGUGGAGGAUGCUUUCGUGCUGCUGAAUUCCUCAGUGAACCCAGAAAUAGACAGUAUUGCCUGUCGAUCUAGACAUCGUCCUAUGCUCAGAUAUGACUGUUUGGGCUGCAGCCAUCUUGGAGUGGAUUGCCAAAUGCGUCUUAUAACUCAGCUUAUUCCUCUGAUGCCAUGUCCAGAGUCUUCCCACCGGGAUAUGCUUCUGUGCGAUAUGUUCAGCCAUCCUGGUGAUUUAGUCACACAUGAGCCUUCUCUUCCUACAGGCUCGAAACAUAGUGUUUCUGGUUGUAAUUGUGUAAAUUGGAGUUUUAUUAGUUGGAUUAUAGCGGAGUGGGCUGGGAAAAGAUGUAACCUAGCAUUUUUAUCUUUUUUACAAAAGUAGGAUGUGUUACUGCUGCAGGAAACAUGGUCUAAGGAAGAUUUAAAUAUCAACAGCUAUGUGAUUUAUAAAUUGUUGCCCACUCUGACUCCAAUAGGGGAAGACUCAAAGGGGGCUUGACUUGCUGUGUUUUGCUUUCCUUAGAAGAGGACUCUCUAUGGUUGCUUGACUUUUUUCCUUUUGCAAUGGCUGUUCUCAUUAAAACCCCAUGUGAGGACAUAUUGUUAAUUAAUGUUUGCAUCCCUCCCCCCCCCCCCAGUUCCUCUUAUGGCCCUAUGGCUGCCAUUUAUCAACUGGACUCUUAUAUCCUGGAAACUAGUUUGAAGAUCCCGUGCGCUGAGAUUCUGCUCUCGGGUGAUUUCAAUGCAAGAUGUGGCCCGGAUAAUAAUGCAGUAAUCGCCUCCCAUUUGUGGAGUGAGGGUGAUAACUCAGAUGGUUCCUUUACUCAUAUUUGCUUAUCUAAAGAUAGAGUCCUUAAUAAGGCAGGGGCUAAAUUGUUACAUCUUGCUAGAUCUUUUGAUCUGAUUCCUUUAAAUGGUACUGUCCCCCCUGUCAUCCCAGGUGAAUUUACAUAUUUAUCCUCUUGUGGCAGCAGUGUGGUGGACUAUAUUUUGGUUUCUCCCCUGCUGUUUAAUUGGGUCGUACUGUUUGAAGUGGGCGAUCAAGCUUUUAGAGAUCACCUGCCCCUUCUUUUUUGCCUUGAUAUACCACAAGCUAGAAAAGAUUGUUUUAUUUCUAGCUCAGUUGAAUCCUUCCCUACUAAAAUGGGAUGGAAGGUAAAAUGGUCACCUGAUGUGGAAAGGGCAUUGAAUACCCUGUAUUCUUCUGCAGUUGGCAUUGAGUUAUAUAACUGUGUUGUGCAGGCCCCGUCGGGAGCGCUAGCAAUCUCCUGUUAUGAGAAGCUUGAGGCUGAGGUUUCGCAAAAGAUCCUGACUACAGGUCAACUGCACUCUUUUAAGAGAGGUAGGAUGAAUGACUCUAAUGAGUGGUUUGACUCCCAGUGCAGGGAUCUGUUUCCCAGGCUGAGGGGCAUAUAUAGGGAAUACAGAGCUGGUUCCAACCAAGUGCUCCCUCCAGAAUAUUUCACAACUAAGAAAGCUUAUAAAAUAUGUGUGAGGUCUGCCAAGUCCCAGGCACAGAAAAACAUCUGGAGGAGAUUAAUUUUGGCCACUCAUAAUAAGGAUAGUGGUGCCUUCUGGCACAUUAUUUCAGGUUCUACAUAUCCUAGAGUGCUUUCUGUGGUUCCCGCACCCGCUUGGGUAGCCCACUUUCAUGCUCCCUUUAAUGGAGCUUCGGCCUCUUUGGGUAAUGAUCCCUCCACCCCUGAGAAGUUGCCCUUGUGGCCACCUCUUACACUGGAUGAUAUAGUUAAUCUAGUUAGAGGUCUAAAGAAAAGGAAAGCGCCUGGUUCUGAUCUCAUUUUCCCUGUAGACAGUAUUAGGUAACCUUGAUUGGUGGGCUCAUGUCCUAGCCAGUUUGUUUACCUCGAUUAAUAACAGGUGUUAUUCCCUCUUCCUGGAGUGAGGCCAUUGUGGUCCCUAUUUAUAAACAUGGCUCCCCCUCCAUCCCUUCCAACUAUAGACCCAUUAGCUUGUUAUCGGUGAUAGGCAAACUUUACGCCCGUUAUCUUUUGGAUAAGUUGGAGGGCUGGACGCUGGAGUACCAUAUUCUAGGCCCCGAGCAGGCGGGAUUCAGGGCUGGCCACUCGACGCUAGAUCACAGUAUGGUAUUAUACCAUCUGGCAUGCAAGUAUACAGGGUAAACUCUUUGUCACAUUCAUGGAUUUGUGAGCUGCUUUUGAUUCCAUACCAAGAGAGGUACUAUGGGAUAAACUUCUUUUGUUGUUUGUAGUGAAAUAUCUAUUGAUAAAAGGCUCUUAUUCCUAAUCAGACGACUUUAUGCCAAUUCCACAAUCAAAGUUAGAUAUGAUCCUUCAGGGGCCCUAACUGAGCAUAUUCCUACCACCCGAGGAGUCAGGCAAGCUUGUCUGCUGGCACCUGCAUUGUUUAAUUUAUUUAUUAAUGACCUGGUCCAGGUUUUGGGAAGGGCGGAUGCCCAUUCUCCUAAACUGGCAGAUGUAAGAGCACUGGCGUUGUUAUAUGCUGAUGACAUGGCGUUUUUAUCUCAGUCUCGGCUUGGCUUAAUGAGACUCUUGGAGGCGUUUGCCAAGUAUUGUAAUAUAAACAAACUUUCCAUUAACUUUGAUAAAUCAAAGGUUUUGGUAUCUCGAAUUCUAGGAAAGUUUAUAAAUGGAGGAUCAACCAGACCAGUAUAGAACAAGUCACCAAGUUCAAAUACCUUCGGAUCUAUUUCCAAUCCAACUUGAACUGGAAAUUGCAGCAGUUACACUUUCUCUCCCUGGCACGUAACACACUAUAUGCCUUUUUGUGCUUUUUUAAUGGAAAAGGCGGCCAAUUUAUACCUAUGGCUUUGCGAGUGUUUCGAGCCAAGAUUGUGGCUCAAAUGCUCUUCAGAGUCGCUAUCUGGAUCCAAGGGGUACAUCCAGAUAUCGAAUUGAUCCAGUCUAGAUUCCUUAGAGCCAUUUUCAGAGUUCCCAAAUGUGUAUCUUCCGCUGCUUUAUGUUUGGAGACCGGCUCUUAUCCGAUCUCCUGUUUAGCUUGGGAGGCCUCAUUCACACGCUGGCUCAAACUCUGUUUGGGACCCUGAGGGACCUUCAUAUGUUCAACAUAUGUGGACAGACACCUUCCCUAAUCCAUGGUUGUCUGUUGUCACCAACAAAUUGUUGGGCAUGGGGCUUUCCCCCUCUCACAUUUUCUCCUUGGGUUUUGUAAAGGCGAAGGCUAUUGCCAUUCAGCACCUAAAGGAUAUUGAGUACCAACACCUACUUGACCUUGGAAACAAAUAUGGUUCCCCUUUGUACCUUGGCAUUUCCCCUCCAGCUGGAAAACAGGCUGCUAGUUAUCUAACCAUUCUUCAUUUUGUUAAAUUUAGGCCAGCCUUUGCUAGGGCUAGGCUGAAUGUAUUACCUUCAGCCUUGCUUCAAAAGAGGUCCUCUACAGAACCCCCUGUUUCCGGGUUGUGUCUAUGUGGGGAGGGUAGUUUGGAAACAGUCACUCAUAUUCCUUUAUACUGUUCCCUUUAUCGUGAUUCUAGGAAUGAAUUACUGCAUCUAUUACUAGAGCAAUUCCUUGGUAGGUCUGAUCCUUUUUAUCUUAAUUGUUGUUUAGCUGAUACCAAUGAUGAAGUCACCAAAGUGUUAGCCAAAUUUAUUUAUGGGGCGAUGAGACAGACAUCCCGCCACAGACUUUUAUAAGUUUGAUCUUAUGGUAGUUUUAGUCUUACCUGUAUGUAUUGUUAUAUUUAUUCUGCUUAUUGUAAUUCUGAAUGGCUGUGUUAUUGUCACUUUUGUUUUUGUUUGGCCUAUGGCUGCAAUAAAAGAACUACUACUACUACUA
This is a messenger RNA of Hemicordylus capensis (graceful crag lizard), 7135 nucleotides long. RefSeq lists its product as uncharacterized. The record is from RefSeq and is a predicted model, not a curated record. Bases 3905 to 5164 code for a protein of 419 amino acids. Lineage: Eukaryota; Metazoa; Chordata; Lepidosauria; Squamata; Cordylidae. The transcript has 3 exons.